This is a messenger RNA of Solanum pennellii, 1077 nucleotides long. RefSeq lists its product as uncharacterized. The transcript is spliced from 5 exons. The record is from RefSeq and is a predicted model, not a curated record. The coding region runs from base 272 to 763 and encodes 163 amino acids. NCBI's taxonomy places the organism in Eukaryota, Viridiplantae, Streptophyta, Magnoliopsida, Solanales, Solanaceae.
CUUCUCUGUACUUUGUCAAUGAAAAUUCAAGAGUAGGUUUUUCUUCCUUUUGCUCAAUCAAACAUUGUUUGCUCAUCUUCAUAAGGUCAGCUGAUGUUGGUGAAUUUGUGCUGUUUUUCUGCGAUCUCGAUUGGUGAAGUUGAGAAAAUUUGGAACAUUGGUGAAUAGGUGGGGAAUUUGUGUGAAGUUUUGUAGAGGUUUUUGGGUGUGUGAAAAGUGAAAAAUCUUUGAAUUUUUAAUUUUUUUUUGUUGGAUUGGAGUAUUUAUUUGAAUGAUUUCUGGUUGGAGUAGAGAUGGAAGGAAGGGGAUAGGUUUAGGGUUUGAUGGUGGAGUAGAAAUGAUGGAGGAAACUGAGCUUGAAGAAGGAGAGGCUUACAGUUAUGAUAAUUAUAAGAAGAAUGAUUCAACCAUUGACCCUGAUGUUUCUCUAUCUUACCUUGAUGAGAAACUUUACAAUGUUUUGGGACAUUUUCAAAGCGAUUUUGAAGGUGAAGUUUCAGCUGAGAAUCUGGGGUCGAGAUUUGGCGGGUAUGGUUCAUUUUUACCUACUUAUCAGAUUUCUCCUUCUUGGUCUCAUCCGAGGACUCCACAAGAGGCCAACAAAAAUAGCAGACAAGUAUCACCAAACAAUCUGCUCCCUGAGGGUGGUCGACAAACCACGUUAGGAUCUUCAAGCACUUCUCUGUCAGGAAGGUUUGCAGCAUCUUCUGCCCGUUCAGCAGCAGUAUCUGCACUUAUCCCCCCUCUCAAACGAGUUGAUUAGCUCGUACGUGUGUCUUAAGAUUAUGUGUUCUGCGAAAAUACAGCUUCUUGGAUGAAAACUAAGGAUCCCUACCUUUGCAUAUGAAUAAGUUGAACUUUUGGACUUAUGGUGGCAAAAUUGUGAAGAUGUUUGACAUCUUCUUCUUCUUUUUCUUUUUUAAUCUUAUUUCAAUGUAGUAACAACUUUUUAAUUUUAUAUUUGAAAAAGAAGAAGAAUAGGAAGAAAUAAUGUUUUAGCAAAGAAAUCUUUUUUUGAUGUUUUAGCAAAGAACCUUGUUGCAAAGAAAGUAUAUAAAGAAAUAAAGUGUAAAGGGU